This is a messenger RNA of Syngnathoides biaculeatus (alligator pipefish), 2786 nucleotides long. It is a transcript of the gene tfip11, whose product is annotated as tuftelin interacting protein 11. Gene Ontology annotation, biological process: spliceosomal complex disassembly. The transcript has 15 exons. Gene Ontology annotation, molecular function: nucleic acid binding. Bases 134 to 2632 code for a protein of 832 amino acids. Gene Ontology annotation, cellular component: U2-type post-mRNA release spliceosomal complex. Lineage: Eukaryota; Metazoa; Chordata; Actinopteri; Syngnathiformes; Syngnathidae. The record is from RefSeq and is a predicted model, not a curated record.
CUCCCGGAAGUCUUCAAUGUUUUCCGGUAUACGGUGCAGUACGUGAAGAACCUUGCUAAUGUUAGCUAUCGAACCAUAUUUACUGCUACAAGAACAACAUGAUAAUCUUGUCUGAUCUUUGAAAAAAAAAAGAAUGUCGAUGUCACACCUGUACGGACGGAGGGAGGCGGAGGAGGAAGGCGUAGAGAUUGAAAAUUUCGAGAUCACAGAUUGGGAUUUGGCCAAUGAGUUCAACCCAGACCGCCGGAGACACAGACAGACCAAGGAGCAAAUGACUUAUGGCAUCUGGGCAGAAGGGGACUCUGAUGAUGAGAGACCCAGUUUUGGAGGAAAGAGAUCUAAAGACUACACUGCGCCAGUCAAUUUUGUGAGUGCAGGAUUAAGAAAAAACGCAUCUGAUGAAAAACAGCAAAGGGAAGAAGAAGACGACUCUGAUAAUUCAGAUGAUGACACUCCUUCGACACCACUACCUCCUCGAGUUUCAAUAUUAAAGAAGCCUCAGAAGGGUAAUUUACGAGGAAACCAGUCUCAGAGGUUUGCAGGUGGUAUCCAGGCUGGACAAGGAAUUGGCUCCUGGGAGAAACACACGAAGGGAAUUGGGCAAAAGCUGCUGCAGAAAAUGGGCUAUCAACCGGGCCGAGGCUUGGGCAAGAAUGCUCAAGGUAUUAUCAAUCCUAUCGAGGCGAAGGUUCGCAAAGGAAAGGGAGCUGUGGGUGCAUAUGGCAAUGAACGAACCCAACAGAGUAUUCAGGAUUUUCCUGUGGUCGACUCGGAGGAGGAGGAGGAAAAGGAGUUUCAGAAGGAACUCGGUCAAUGGCGUAAAGAUCCGGCUGCCACUGGAGCGAAGAAGAAACCAAAGUAUAGCUACAAAACUGUCGAGGAACUGAAGGCUAAAGGCAAACUUGCCGGGCGCAGCACAGGAGUAUCUGCUGGUGAGCUGGCGCAAGUCAAGGUAAUUGAUAUGACUGGAAGAGAGCAAAAGGUAUAUUCUAGUUACAGUCAGAUGUCCAACAAGCACAGUAUGCCUGAAGAGGGUCCACCAAGCAUGUCCGCGCGAGAUCAGAAAGGAUCCGGCUUUGCACUUCCUGAACUUGAACAUAACCUCCAACUAUUGAUUGACCUUACGGAACAAGACAUAUUGCAGUCGGCCCGCCGGCUGCAGCACGAAAAGGAUGUGGUUGUGUCGCUGAGCCACGAGUCGAAGGCGCUGCAGAGCAGGCUGGACGAAGAGGAAGACGCCAUCCACAGAAUGGAAGCGGUGCUGGCUUUAGUCGACCGUUUCCCAUGCGGCGAGACGGCGCCAGGGGAGGGACCCACUUUGCAGGAGUGCGCCCACAUCUUUGAGACUUUGCAGACGGACUAUUAUGAAGAAUAUAAUACGAUGGGUUUGGCUGACUUGGCGGCAGCUGUUGUUCAUCCAUUACUCAAAGAGAAACUCUUCUGCUGGGAUCCAUUGAAGGACUCUUCUUAUUGCCUGGAAGAGGUUGGCAGGUGGAGGGCAAUUCUCGAAUCGAGAAACCUUAUCACCGGUGGGCAAGAUUCAAAGAUGGACCCUUACCACAGGCUGCUUUGGGAAGUUUGGGUCCCAGUGAUGCGGUCCUCUUUGUCCGGAUGGCAGCCUCGCAUGGUCGGGCCAAUGGUGGACUGUGUUGACUUGUGGUCUCCUCUUCUUCCGCUUUGGAUCUCGGAUCACUUGCUCGAGCAUCUUAUUUUACCUCGGCUGCAGCGAGAGGUGGAUACCUGGAACCCCUUAACUGACACAGUGCCCAUCCACUCUUGGAUCCACCCCUGGCUGCCUCUGCUCCAAUCACGUCUCGAGCCUCUUUACGCGCCCAUCAGGAGCAAAUUAGCCAAUGCUUUGCAGCGAUGGCACCCCAGCGACGCCUCGGCACGCCUCAUCCUGCAACCGUGGAAAGAUGUCUUUACUCCGGGUGCUUGGGAGGCCUUCAUGGUGAAAAACAUCAUCCCUAAACUAGCUCUGUGUCUGGAGGAGCUGGUUAUAAAUCCUCACCAGCAGCAAAUGGAACCCUUUCACUGGGUGAUGGACUGGGACGGCAUGCUUUCCCCCUCCAGCCUGGUCUCCCUGCUGGACAAAAACUUCUUUCCAAAAUGGCUGCAGGUCCUGUGUUCAUGGUUGAGCAACAAUCCUAAUUAUGAGGAAAUUACCAAGUGGUACCUCGGUUGGAAAACCAUGUUCAGUGACGCCUUGUUGUCACAGACACUGAUAAAAGAAAAGUUCAACGAAGCGCUGGACAUCAUGAACCGUGCGGUAUCUUCAGGAAUGGGUGGAUACAUGCAACCCGGUGCAAGAGAAAACAUUGCCUACCUCACGCAGACGGAGAGAAGAAAGGACAUCCACUACGAGGCCAUGCAAGAGCGCAGGGACGCCGAAAGUGUUGCUCACAGGGGGGCCACCGCCACCGUGCCCACAAACUUUAAAGAUCUCAUCCAGACCAAGGCAGAGGAGAACAAUAUCGUGUUCAUGCCCAUAGUGGCAAAACGCCAUGAAGGCAAACAGCUGUACACGUUUGGGCGUAUAGUCAUCUACAUAGACAGGGGGGUCGUAUUUGUGCAAGGGGAGAAGACGUGGGUUCCCACAUCUCUCCAGAGUCUGAUAGAUAUGGCUAAGUGAUUAUGAAUAGGCCUGCUGCUCAUGUAAAAAUGAAGCGGUGCGGAAUAAAUGUUCUCUUUUUGUGUAAUUCCACCAAGUAGCAUCACAAUGUUUGUACACUUUCAAAAAAAUAUAUUUAGAAUUACAAAUAAAUGCUUUUUAUGUAUAUACUGUA